AUGGACAAGCUCGAGUGCGUGCGGCCAAACAACGGGAGGCGGUGGGGGAACAACGGAGCCGUCGCCCUCGAUGGGAAGCUGUGGUGGAUCGACCUUGCGUGUGGGCUCCUGACCAGCAACACCUUCGCUUGCGACAAGGUGGUCCGCUUCGUCCACCUCCCUCCGGGCUGCGCCCUGCUCGACACCCCCAGCCGCGACGUCUUGCUCGAUCUUGACAAGACCCGGAGUGUGAAGGUGAGUCAAGGGAAGAUUAGGUACGUGGAGAUCCACCGGCCAGAUGGCUUCGCCACCGUCACCAUGUGGUCGCUGGACAGCGCGGGUGGCGAUCACCAGAGAGAGUGCGACUACAGGGUGCCAAUCGGCGACAUCUGGGCCGAUCCGGGCUACGCCGCCGCCACCGAGCAGCUGCUGGUCGAAGAGAUGCCCGUGAUCGCU
Messenger RNA from Phragmites australis (common reed), 435 nucleotides. RefSeq lists its product as uncharacterized. The record is from RefSeq and is a predicted model, not a curated record. Lineage: Eukaryota; Viridiplantae; Streptophyta; Magnoliopsida; Poales; Poaceae. The annotation marks the transcript as partial. The transcript is spliced from 2 exons.